Sycon ciliatum is the source of this 981-nucleotide messenger RNA. RefSeq names its product lactosylceramide 4-alpha-galactosyltransferase-like. The record is from RefSeq and is a predicted model, not a curated record. Bases 1 to 981 code for a protein of 326 amino acids. The transcript has a single exon. NCBI's taxonomy places the organism in Eukaryota, Metazoa, Porifera, Calcarea, Leucosolenida, Sycettidae.
AUGAUAGCAUGGAUCUUAGCGUGCGGCGAUCCGCAACCUCGCUCCGCCAGCGCUUGGACAGAAACGUGCCGUGCAGAAUGUAUCACGGGCUCGGGGGCCGUGCCGAGACUAGUGCACUUCAUACAGAUCGGUGACGACCUGGCGUUCCACCACUGGUUAUCUGUGAUGUCUGCGAUAAAAUUCGUACGUCCCCUCCAGGUCACGGUACAUCAUAGAGGCGUGCAAACAACCUGCUGGGCGCAACGCAUCAGGGACCACCCGCUGGUGAAGUUCGUACCAAUCGACUCCGACCGGAUACCUGAACGCGUCAACUGCCAGCGCGUGGAGCAGCCCGCACACCACUCCGACUUUCUACGCGUCGCGUUGCUAUGGCAGCAUGGUGGCGUGUACAUGGACUUGGAUACGAUACUGACAAAGCCGCUCGGCGACCUGCUGGCCGACGAAGAGGCGGUGGCGAGUUACGAGAUGAACGACCGGGUUGCCGUGGGAGUGCUGAUUGCACGCGCUCGGACGUGCGUCAUGUGCGACUUUGGACGUGGCAUGUACGGCCGCUUUGACGGCACCUGGUCGGCGCACUCAGUGUUUCUGCUAACGGACAUGCUCUACCGGAGGAGCGCACAUGAAGAGCGACCAGCCCGCUACCCGGGCGUUAAGCUGUUGCCGUACGAAACGGGUUUCUACCCGUACAGCUGGUACGACGACCAUCUGGUGCAGAUCUUCGAGCGGGACGCGCGCGAAUCCGGCUUUGAGCCGCCGAACGUCUACGCGCUCCAUCUCUACAGCAGCAGUGCAAAGCGCCGGUACCUGGAGAACAUGACGUACGACACGAUCAUGCGAGGGCAGCACACGCCGUUUGCACUCGUCGCCAGACAGGUGUUGCCGGCGUCGUUUCUCCCGGAGCACAUGAUGACUUCGACUGCGGCAGCGGCGAGUGACAGCAGUUGUUCGAAAAUUCCACUAAACGAUGACGCCGUGGCUUGA